AACAUAAAUUUUCUUUUGAAAUAUAACACAGUUUGUUGUUAAGUAUUAUGUUAACAUUAACAUAUAAUUAAAAUUUAUAGUCACACAAUUACAAACAAAUAAAUAUAACUGACAAAUUGUCGGUGUCAUUGGGUGGUGGAUAAUAUCAUAUCAUAUCAUAUAUAAAAGUGAUUGUCUGUUAUGAUACACAUCACUUAAAUUGGUCUAUUAUCACUACCAAUUCAAUUGUAUUAAUAUGUACUACUCUCAUUUUUAUUCCCAUCUCUUACUAACAUUCGUUGUAUAUAGGAUUCAUUGAGUGUGACAAUUGUUGGUUAAUUCACAGUCGAGUGAGUUCUUAAAUAUGCUUAAGUGUUUUCAAGUGAACAGAGUCAUAGAUAUGCCGAUUUAUCAAUUGAUCAGAAUUAAAUUUAUCUUACUUUAGCAUAAAAUUUUUACAUAAUAAUAAUUUCAUAAAUAACUGAUAGAAUUGAGUAUUAAGAAAUGACAGUAGGAGUAGAUUCACCACCGGUAGCAGCAACCAAGGCCGAAGAAGGUGAAACUCGUCCAAAAAUUGAAACAUUCGAUGACAUUUUGCCGUAUGUUGGAGAAGCUGGCCGUUACCAACUUAUUCUGUUCAUCAUACUUUUACCCUUCACCUUCGUGUACGCUUUUUUGUACUUUACACAAUUUUUUUUGACCUUGGUGCCUAAUGAGCAUUGGUGUAAAGUACCGGAUUUAGACAAAUUAAAUAUCACUGAUGAUGAAAAAUUGCGGCUAUCUAUUCCACGUGCAAACGAGAAAGAGGCUCAAGAAGGUUUAUUUGAUUAUUUAAAAUGUGAAAUGUAUGAUCAAAACUUUACGGCCUUAUGGGAAUCCGGAAUAAGAGAGGCUAAUUCGUCAUGGAGUAGAAUACCUUGCCAAUAUGGUUGGAAUUUUAAUUAUAGUUCCAUACCAUAUGCAUCUAUUGCAUCUGAGCUCGAAUGGGUAUGUGAUAAAAGCUAUCUUUCAUCAGCAGCUCAAUCAGCCUUUUUUAUCGGCAGUAUAAUUGGAGGUCUAAUAUUUGGAUAUAUUGCUGAUCAUUAUGGAAGAAUACCAGCUUUGGUAUCUUGCAAUGCAGUUGGAUUCUUUGCCUCAAUUGCAACAUCAUUUUGUAAUGACUUUUGGACAUUUGCUCUUGCCAGAUUAGUUGUAGGAACAUCAUUUGACAAUUGUUUCAACAUACUUUUCAUCAUCGUUAUUGAAUACGUUGGACCAAAAUAUAGAACACUUGUAGCCAAUAUGUCUUUUGGAUUGUACUUUGCUGCUGCUGCCGGUCUAUUGCCAUGGAUAGCCUACUGGAUAGCUGAUUGGAGAAUGUUAAGUUGGGUAACAGCACUACCCUUGAUUACUGCAUUUCUAGGGCCUUGGAUUGCACCUGAAAGUGCUCGAUGGUACCUGAUGGCUGGAAAGGUUGACAAAGCUAUUGAAAUGUUGAAAAAAUUUGAAAAAGUUAAUGGUAAAAAAGUUAAGCCUGAGAUUUAUGAUGAAUUCGAGAAGAGUUGUAAUGUAAUGAUGGAAAGAGAUAAGAAAUUAAAUAAUUACACAGUAUUUGAUCUCUUCACAAAGCCUAGAUUAGCUCGAAUUACUAUAGUCCUUGUUAUUUAUUGGUUGUUAAUGGUUUUAACCUUCGAUGGACAUGUCUGGAACAUGAAACUACUACAUCGUGAUGUAUUUACAUCAUUCUCACUAGCAUCUCUUACAGAACUACCAGCAGCUGUGCUAUUGGCCUUGUUCCUUGAUAAAUGGGGUCGUAGAUGGAUGGGUUUUGCAUCCAUGUUAAUUUGUGGAAUUUUUUCAUUUGUUGCACUAGCCACUCCUGAAGGUACUAUUAAAGUAGCUAUGGCAAUCAUGGCUCGAUUAGGUGUCAAUGUGGCCGCCAAUAUUGGUUUCCAGUAUGCUGCAGAAAUGUUACCAACAGUUGUUCGUGCCCAGGGAGUUUCACUCAUUCAUAUUAUAGGAUACUUUGCGCAUAUUAUAGGACCUUACGUCGUAUACUUGGCUGAAAUACAAAGGGAUCUGCCAUUACUUGUUUUGGGAUUAAUAUCAUUAGCUGAUGCCCUAUUAACUUUGACUCUACCUGAAACUUUAGACCAAGAUUUGCCGGAAACUCUUCAAGAAGGUAAUGAUUUUGGAAAAGAGCAAAGCUUCUGGUGGAUACCUUGCAUAUCAUCAUCACAUGAAAAGAAGCCAAAAUACAGGAGAAAAAUUGGCAAAGAAAAUGCUGGAUAUGAUCCAGGAAGUGUUGUAAAAAUAGAAUCUACCAAGUUAUAGUGAUAAUAAAAGUUUUUUAGCCAAAAUAUAAUACUUGGUUGAUCUAAGUAAAUAAAUACUGUAUAUAUUUUGAUAAGACAUAAAACAAUAAUUAAAUAGAAAUAAUUUGAGAUUUAAAAAA
Messenger RNA from Chelonus insularis, 2413 nucleotides. Its product is annotated as carcinine transporter-like. The transcript has 9 exons. Lineage: Eukaryota; Metazoa; Arthropoda; Insecta; Hymenoptera; Braconidae. Gene Ontology annotation, molecular function: transmembrane transporter activity. Gene Ontology annotation, biological process: transmembrane transport. Gene Ontology annotation, cellular component: membrane. The record is from RefSeq and is a predicted model, not a curated record. Bases 484 to 2292 code for a protein of 602 amino acids.